GUCGCCCCCCUUCGCCGACAGCCCCCCAAGAACCCCCCCAAACGCCCACCAUGGCCUCGUCCUGCCGUGACCGAACCCCCGAGUUCUUAUCCGCCUGUCGCUCGCUGCAGGGGGGGCAGGUGGGGGUCGCGGGCGGUCGAGCGGCCGUGGGGGUCGGGCGGCAGCGCAGCGAAUUCAGCCUCAUGGCUGGUCGGAUCGGGAAAGAUCUCAGUAACACUUUUGCCAAACUGGAAAAAUUGACAAUUUUGGCGAAGCGCAAAUCCCUGUUUGAUGACAAAGCGUUGGAAAUCGAGGAACUCACCUACAUCAUCCGACAGGAUAUCGGGAGCCUCAACAAACAAAUCGCGGAGCUGCAGGAGGUGGUGAAGGCGAGGGGGGGGCGGGGGGGGCGCCACGGCCGCAGCCACUCCAACACCGUCGUCGUAUCUUUGCAGUCCAAACUGGCGGCGAUGUCCAACGACUUCAAAUCGGUGCUGGAGGUGCGGACAGAGAACCUGAAGCAGCAGCGCAGCCGUAGGGAGCACUUUUCCCGCAGUCCCGGCCCCGGCGCCGCCCUCGGCGGCCCCGCCGUGCUCCAGGACGACCCUCCGCGCUCCGGCGCCGUGGCCAUCGACAUGGACACACGGACGACCCAGCAGCUCCAGCUGCUCGACGAGCAGGAUUCCUACAUCCAGAGCCGGGCGGACACCAUGCAGAACAUCGAGUCGACCAUCGUGGAGUUGGGCUCCAUCUUCCAGCAGUUGGCGCACAUGGUCAAGGAGCAGGAGGAGACCAUCCAGAGGAUCGACGCCAGCGUGGAGGACGCUCACCUCAACGUCGAAGCGGCUCACGGAGAGAUCCUCAAGUACUUCCAGUCGGUUACGUCCAACCGGUGGCUCAUGGUUAAGAUCUUCCUCGUUCUCCUCAUCUUCUUCGUCGUCUUCGUCGUCUUUUUCGCCUGAAGACGGACGGACGGACGGACGGACUUACGCCUACGGGAGGAACGCCUGAAAUCGGAUCUGUGGCUUCUGACGAGCCCGGCGUCACGGUGGGAGCCGGGAAUGCUGACGGAAACCCCCCAAAAUCAUGGACCUCAGGGGGGUUUGGACCCAUUUUGGAGGGGUUCGGACCCAUUUUGGGGAGAUUUGGACCCAUUUUGGAGGGAUUCGGAGCUAUUUUGGGGGGGUUCGGAGCCAUUUUGGGGCAGUUUGGACCCAUUUUGUGGGGG
Molecule: messenger RNA, 1207 nt
Organism: Cuculus canorus (common cuckoo)
Lineage: Eukaryota; Metazoa; Chordata; Aves; Cuculiformes; Cuculidae
Product: syntaxin-5-like
Biological process (GO): endoplasmic reticulum to Golgi vesicle-mediated transport; vesicle fusion; intracellular protein transport
Cellular component (GO): endomembrane system; Golgi membrane; SNARE complex
Molecular function (GO): SNARE binding; SNAP receptor activity
Source: RefSeq, a predicted model, not a curated record